Messenger RNA from Tachyglossus aculeatus (Australian echidna), 1249 nucleotides. It is a transcript of the gene TRMT10B, whose product is annotated as tRNA methyltransferase 10B. Gene Ontology annotation, molecular function: tRNA binding. Gene Ontology annotation, biological process: tRNA N1-guanine methylation. Gene Ontology annotation, cellular component: nucleus; nucleoplasm. The record is from RefSeq and is a predicted model, not a curated record. Bases 10 to 1161 code for a protein of 383 amino acids. The transcript is spliced from 10 exons. Lineage: Eukaryota; Metazoa; Chordata; Mammalia; Monotremata; Tachyglossidae.
GCUAGGGCCAUGCCCUGCCACUGCCAGUUCUGUUCUGCCCUGCUCACGAAAGGAACUCCUCUAACCUUGGACUUCUCCUUCAAGAUCUUUUCUCGGCCUGCUGUCCAAAUCCCCUCUCCCUCAGUUUCGGCUCUUCCGGCUGGACUCCAUCUUUCCUGGUCACAGGACCCAGGGACUCGUGAAAAAAUGAUGGAAUCUAUGGAGGAUAAACCAGUAGAGAAUCUUCAGCAAACAGAGUCAGACCAGCCAAGGGGACAAGGAGUCUCCUUCAAUCAUGAGAGUGAGGAAACAUUAUCCGAAAUCUUCAAGCUUCUGCAGAUCGACGUAGGGGAAGAAAGCCCAAAGGCAUCAUUCAAGACAAAUGAAACACGGUCCUCGAAAAAUGUCUUAAGGAAACAGAAACAUUGGAAACAAAUCAUCGCAGCAAAAAGGAGCAAGAGAAAGCAAGCAAAAGAGAGAAGAAGAGCCAAGCAUGCUGAAGACACAAGCGUCUGCCACCAGUAUAGCAAACGUGUUUUGAAAGCAAUGAUGCGAGAGAGAUUUUUGGCGGCCAGAGAUUCUGGACCCAGACUCUGUGUAGAUUUGAGCAUGACCAAGUACAUGUCGAAAAAGGAACUAAGCCGUCUGGCCUCCCAAAUUCGAAGGCUGUACGGUUCGAACAAGAAAGCCGCCAAGCCAUUCUGGAUAUACCUCACUGGGUUCGAGGCCAACAGUACCCUGUAUGAAGAAUGUUUGAGGAUGAAUGAUGGAUUUUCCAAUUACCUCAUGGACGUAACAGAAGAUGACUACCUUAAUUUAUUUCCUUUGGAAUCGCUUGUAUAUCUGACUCCUGACUCAGAACACGUGCUUGAAAAUAUUGACGUAAACAAAAUUUACAUCCUUGGUGGACUUGUGGAUGAAAAUGUUCAAAAGAGGCUGACAUUUCAGAAGGCCCAAGAAAACUCCAUCCAGACGGCCCGACUGCCGAUCCCGGAGUACAUGGUUAGAAAUGCGAAUGCCAAGAACUAUCAUUCAGAAAUAUUGGCAAUCAAUCAAGUGUUUGAUGUGCUGUCAACUUACUAUGAGACUCAAAAUUGGCCUGAGGCCCUGAAAGCUGGAGUUUCACCUAGAAAAGGUUACAUUCUUCAGGAUUCAAUGGACACUACACCCUCCGUGAGAUGAGUUUUGAGAGAAUAUUGUCUAUCUUCACUCGGGUCUCAAGAUUCUCAAACCAGCAACACUAGUAUUAAAGACUGCUCUCAAUCCUUAA